Messenger RNA from Rhizophagus irregularis DAOM 181602=DAOM 197198, 529 nucleotides. RefSeq lists its product as uncharacterized. The record is from RefSeq and is a predicted model, not a curated record. NCBI's taxonomy places the organism in Eukaryota, Fungi, Glomeromycota, Glomeromycetes, Glomerales, Glomeraceae.
AUGGUAACUGAUCAAAAGCAUUCAUCCGAUAGUAUAGCUAGCAAGCAGGAAGUUAUCAGAUACACGAAGAAAUUAGCCCAGUCAUUAGGACUAAAUAAGCAAAAUGCAGAAGUAUAUAAUGCACUUUCCGGUGAAAAUAGGGCACUAAAGAAACAAUUGGAAGAUUAUCAUUCUCAACAUAACACUUUAGAAAAGAGGGUAAAAAGAUUAGAGAGAGAUGUAAAGUCCUUAGAAACUGAAUUAGAAGACCUGAACGAAUGUGUAGAUAAGGGAAACUGUGCUCGACAUAAUACAAGAAAUAAUUCCUUCAAUAAUUGAUAAAAAAGGGUCGAGAGAUGUUCUGUAUAAGGGUUCCUCCUAUUUGUCUGAGUCUUCCAAAGAAUCUGAUUCGGUUAAGACAAUUGUGAUAAGAGAAAAUGAGGCGAUCCCUCAUAAGCAAUGAAGAAAGGUACGACCAAAAAAGGUUAAACAGUUGGUGGUUUAAAAUGGGCUGAGAUGAAAUCAAAAUAUAUUUAAUGCAGAAAAUUUU